AUGACCGACCGCCGCCAUCACCACCCGCCGCAGUAUCUUUACCUCGACCAUCCACAGCCCAUUCAUUCCGACGUCCGCCGCACAAAAGACCACGCCGCCGCCCUCUCGCACCAGCCCCUCCGCCUGCAUCCCCACGUCCACUACGCCCAAGUGCCCCCCUACCUGCUGCUGCACCCCUUCCUGCAGCUCGCGCGCAUCGACGAAGUCCACCAGUCCGUCUCCCACACACCCUUCCCCGCCGUAAUUGUGUCUCCCCACUCGCUGAGCCCGCCGCCCCAGCGGGACUCAGGCCGCACCCUUUCCAAGAAGCCUCCCGUCAAGACGGCACAGGCACACACCGAUACCACAGAUGGGCAUAGGGAUACAAAGUGUAGCGUGCCCAACAGCGCGCCCACGGUGACAUCCUCCAGUGCAUCCAACAUGGCCACCAACCACCAAGACGCCGCCGCCGCUGCUGCUGCUGCCGCACCGCCGCCACACACCGACCCGCCCUUGCCCACGCGCAGCCAGCGCCCCUCGAUUGUCUCGCACCACUCCAACUCGGUCCCCUCGACACCCCUGCAGGUCGCCCGCAAAUACAACACGCGCUCCCGCUCGCCCUCGCCCAACGGCGGCCUCGGCAGCCAUUCGCCGCGCUCCGUGUCCUCCGAAGCAAACGGCUCCAUGCCCACGCUCAGGCCCGCCCGCCCCUUCAAGUGCAGGUUCGAGACAAACGUCGGCAUGCUGGGCCGGAGACGAAUGCCUUACCAGUCCGACGAGAUUCUGGAAAAGGCAAAAGACGAGCCCAAGAAGAGCUUGGAUCCACACGAAGAUGACAAGUUGAGCGGUGACAUGCGCGAGCUGUACGACCGGUUAGUGCCCAAGCAGCAAGACACGGACACGCGUGAGCGCUUCGUCAAAAAGGUGCAGCGCAUCUUGGAAACCGAGUUUCCAGGCACCAAGAUCACGGUCCAUGUCUUUGGCUCCUCGGGCAACAUGCUGUGGACGUCCGAAAGCGAUGUCGAUAUUUGCAUCCAAACGCCCAUGAAAAGGCUUGAGGAGAUGCACCCGUUGGCCGAGGCUCUCGACAAACAUGGCAUGGAACGUGUUGUCUGUAUACCAGCGGCCAAGGUCCGGAUAGUAAAAGUCUGGGAUCCUGAGCUGCAGCUCGCCUGCGACAUCAACGUGAACAACGUUGCCGCAAUCGAGAAUACGCGCAUGAUCAAGACAUAUAUUCAACUCGACGAUCGUGUGCGCCCCCUGGCCAUGAUCAUCAAGUACUGGACAAAACGGCGUAUCCUGAACGAUGCGGGCAUUGGUGGCACAAUCAGCUCGUAUACCUGGAUUUGCAUGAUACUUAAUUUCCUCCAAACACGGGAUCCGCCCGUCUUACCCACGCUGCAUGAACUUCCUCAACGCGCGCGAGACGAGACGACCGGCCAGCCUUCGUUAUCGAGUUUCGCCGAUGAUGUCGGAAAGCUAAAAGGCUUUGGAGACGGGAACAAGGAAAGUUUGGGCCAGUUGCUCUUUCACUUUUUUCGACUGUACGGACACGAGGUGGACUACGAGAAGGAGACAAUCUCGGUGCGCCAGGGCAAACGCAUACCAAGAGAAGAAAAGGGCUGGCAUCCGGGCGGCGGCCAAAAGGAGGGCGUCAACCGUCUUUGCGUGGAAGAACCAUUCAACAUUGAGCGCAAUCUCGGAAAUUCGGCAGACGACUACGCGUGGCGUGGUAUACAUUUGGAGAUACGCCGCGCCUUUGACCUUUUGGCAGACGGCCAGCAGCUCGACAAGGUCUGCGAGCAGUUUGAGUACCCGCCCGAAGAAAAGUCAAACGCCAUCUUCAAGAAGCCACAAUCACAAAAGGCAAUCAUCUCGAGUGUGCCAAACCGCAACGGAAGAGGUAGUCAGAACCCGCGGGGAGGUAGAGGCGGUUUCAGCCUCAAGGGCCAGCAUGGGGGAAGCAGGCGCUCUUCUAACAGCUCGAAUUACAGCCAAGGCCGAUCGCCAUUCCUCCAUAGCCCCCCUAUCCCUGCGAGCGCGGGCCCAGAAUACUUUAGCUUCCCUAGGGGUAUUCACGACCAGCUGCACGACCAAUUAUACCAGCAAUACCAGAUGUUGGAGAUGCAGUCAAACUCGCUGCGUGCCCAGUUGGCCGCACAGCAACAUGCCCAGCAAGCACACCAAGUCAGGGCUGCGCAGAUGCAUGCCCAUGCUGUUGCUCAAGCACAGGCACAAGCACAGGCACAAGCACGUACGCCCAACAGCACGAAUGCAUCACCCCAAAAGUCGCCCUACGUGAAUGGCCGUCAGAGCCCUCGGUUGGCCGAGCGUGGCAUACCGCCCAACGCCCUUCCCCAGGGCUUUCUGUACCAUUACCCGGCCUUUUACAGCCCUUCCCAGACCGAUCCAAACGCCUCGCAGGACGGAUCACGCACAAACCCAUCUUCGCCCUCUUUGAGCAGCAGUAUGCCUGGUGUGCAUCGGAGUGUCCACCGCGCGUCAAAUGCCAGCGAAACGAGCUCACUUCGUUCGCAUUCGCAGCCGCCACGCAGCGCUGCGCAGCAGCCUAUCGUUGUAGGAUACCCGCCAAUGCCUCAGUUUAUUGACCCUGCAGCAUUUGCGGGUUACCCCAUCGCACGCUCCACGCAGGAUAUGUCGAAUCUGCAAACGACGCCGGAUAUCGCCAUGAACCCAGCGGCUGUACAACAAGAGUCGGUUUCGUCUUCGAAUAACAGUUCGCCAAGGGAAUAUGUAGGCUACUAUGUAGCAGAGCAGCCGCAGCAGGCACAACAGCCGCAGCAACCCCAGCAGUCACCGCAGCCGCCACAGCAACCACCACAACAGCCCGUCCGUUCGUUACAAGACUACACUGUUUCGGCCAUUCCAUCUUUCAGCGAGCUGGCGCAGCGCCGCAGACGUGUGUCGCCAGAGAUCACGCAGCCUCUUUUGAACACUGCGUUGCGGCGAGUGACACGGUCACCUUCCCCACUCGGAGGCCAUAUGCGAAGCUACUCGACUGGUGUUGCUCAACCAAGCGACGCGACCACUGAGCAGCGCAAGUCUCGCGUCGACUCGGUACGGCCGGCGCCUGUUGAUAACGGGCCAGUCAUAGUCAACGGCUCAUUCCCAACCCAGCCUCGUCCUAGGGGAGACACGUUCGAUGCUGCUCCACCGGAGACGCCGCCUCAAGCUGCAUUCGGCAUGUAUGCCAGUGAACAGGCCCUACACCAAAUCCAGCAGCUGCAAGCGCGUCAGCAAAUCGUGCUUCAGGAGAUGCAAAGGCAAAAGGCUGCAGAAACCAUGGCGCCUCCUAUCGUCAACGGGUCCAUCAACGGCCACGCGCCCAUUGAUUCGAAUGGCAUACCGCGCACGUCUGCCGAGGGCCAGCCAUUUCCCAUACUCGGCGACGCCUGGGUAAACUACGACGCCUCCAAUGGCCACCCUAGCGACCGCAGUGAAGAGAUAUCGCCAACCCGCGCGGCUCCUCAGUCUCAGUGGGCUGCACCUGCAUAUACCAAUGGUCUUCCUCCUCUGGAAACGUCCAACGUGCAACGCGCUCACCCCCAGGAGGUCAAGUCUGCAACCAUACCACUGCUGUCGCCAGUAUUUGAGACGCGCACGCCGUCGCCGACUGCCACGCGAUCCUCUGACCUCGGCAAGCUUGUGAACGGCAACAACGGACACAAGGCACAAGCAAAGUCAAGUAACCAGCAUCGUCGCUCAUCGCUUACGGGUGGGUCCAACGGCAAUGCCAAGGACAACCGUAAUGGCCAGCAGCAAAAGCCCACGCAAAAUCACGAGCGCACAAACAAGUCGAAUGCAGGAAACUCUAGUCCCAGCUCUUGGCAGCAGCAAGCUCCCCGUAAGAAGGGGAAGAACAAGAAGCCAAGGGCGCCAGAGCAAAAGGCCAUGGGCGAGCCGUUGCCAGCUAAUGCUGCUGAUCGCAAAGGCGGUUAGGACACUGCUGAUGUUGUUUGGAUUCACGCACGUUGCCUCGAUUCUCAAUGACGCACUCCUUGUUUUUGGAUACCUGGAAAAUAUCGACGGGAAAUUUGCUGUGGCUCGGCAUCAAUGUCGGCUGUCUCUACACCUCGGUACUGCGAAGCCACACCAUGUUUCCGUCAGAUGGCGUCUGCAUGAAGGAAUAAAAUCAUGAAAUUGUACAAGAAAAAAAAAGGGGAAAAAACUAUCAUGCCACUGUUGCUCAUGUGGCCUUAUCUCGUUGACAAUGCUGUCAUACUCGGCGGCGCGCAACGACGCGGUCGCGCAGAGAGCUCUUUGUUUGCUUCCAUCUGAACGGCGUUAUUGACUUCUUCAUGCGCGAGACACAUGCAUGUUAUCGCAUCGACAUUGGAGUUUUUUUUUGUUUUCUCUCGGGUCUGUUCGGGUUUUCCUCUGGGGGUGUUUUUCAACACAAAAUAUCGCGGUACACCAAG
This is a messenger RNA of Exserohilum turcica Et28A, 4418 nucleotides long. RefSeq lists its product as uncharacterized. Bases 1 to 3939 code for a protein of 1312 amino acids. Gene Ontology annotation, molecular function: nucleotidyltransferase activity. The transcript is spliced from 4 exons. NCBI's taxonomy places the organism in Eukaryota, Fungi, Ascomycota, Dothideomycetes, Pleosporales, Pleosporaceae. Gene Ontology annotation, biological process: RNA 3'-end processing. The record is from RefSeq and is a predicted model, not a curated record.